Molecule: messenger RNA, 2370 nt
Organism: Thermothelomyces thermophilus ATCC 42464
Lineage: Eukaryota; Fungi; Ascomycota; Sordariomycetes; Sordariales; Chaetomiaceae
Exons: 4
Coding region: 162-2087 (641 amino acids)
Biological process (GO): proteolysis
Cellular component (GO): fungal-type vacuole
Molecular function (GO): serine-type carboxypeptidase activity
Source: RefSeq, a predicted model, not a curated record
AGCAAGUUGCUUCGACUCUUCAUCACUGAGGAUUUAAAGGUCCAACACUCUGCCGUUUGCAGGGAAAACAGAAUAGGAAAAAGAAAAGGAAAAAGAAAAGAAAAGAAAAAGAAAGAAAGAAACAAGGCCGGGUCUCAGAUGCUCGAGCCCGAGUCACAGUCAUGACGAUGAAGGGCAGCACGUUGCUCGCCCUCGCUCUCGGGUUUGGCGCUCACGCACAGUUCCCGCCAAAGAGGGAGGGCAUCACCGUGAUAGAGUCCAAGUUCUAUAAAAACGUCAGCAUCUCGUUCAAGGAGCCCGGCAUUUGCGAGACUACGCCAGGGGUCAAGUCGUACUCGGGAUACGUCCACCUCCCGCCCAACCUGAUCGAGGGGGCAGACCAAGACUACCCCAUCAACACCUUCUUCUGGUUCUUUGAAGCCCGCAAGGAUCCGGCCAAUGCCCCCCUGGCCAUCUGGCUCAACGGCGGGCCCGGGGGCUCGUCCAUGAUGGGCCUGCUGGAAGAGAACGGCCCCUGCUUUGUCGGGCCCGACUCCAAGACGACCUACCUCAACCGCUGGAGCUGGAACAACGAGGCCAACAUGCUGUACAUUGACCAGCCCGUCCAGACCGGCUUCUCGUACGACGUGCUCACCAACGUGACCGUCCAGCUCGACGUCGACGACCCUUCCGAGCCUAUCAUCACGCCCACCAACUUCACCGACGGCCACAUCCCCCGGACCAACAACACCUUCCGGAUCGGCACCGUGGGGAGCCAGAAGGCGUCCCAGGUCACCAACUCGACGGAGCUCUCGGCCCACGCCAUGUGGCACUUCCUGCAGACCUGGCUGUUCGAGUUCCCGCACUACCGGUCCGACGACGGCAGGAUCAGCCUUUGGGCCGAGAGCUACGGCGGCACGUACGGCCCGGCAUUCUUCCGCUUCUUCCAGCAGCAGAACGAGCGCAUCGCCGACGGCCAGCUCGAGGGGCGCUACCUGCAUCUCGACACGCUCGGCAUCAUCAACGGGGCCGUCGACUGGCCCAUCCUCGCCGAGAGCCUGAUCGACUAUCCUUACAAUAAUAGCUACGGCAUCCAGUUCUACAACGACACCUUCCAUGCGGCCCUCAAGCACAACUGGACGCGGCCGUCGGGCUGGCGCGAGCAGAUGCAGGCGUGCACCGAGUCGCUCGCGUCGUCGUCGUCGUCGUCGUCGCCGCCGGCGGCCGGGUGCGAGGCCGUCCGGUCGGUCCUGGACGACGUCCUCGCCGCCGCCUUCCCGCGCCAGUCGGGCCGCGCCCCGUUCGACCUCGCCCACCCGCGCGCCGACCCCUUCCCGCCCCCGCACCCGCACGGCUUCCUGGCCCGCGCCGACGUCCAGGCCGCCCUCGGCGUCCCCGUCAACCACACGGCCGUCUCCCUCCCCGUCAACCGCGCCUUCGACGCCACCUUCGACCCCCUCCGCGGCGGCCAGCUCGACGCCCUCGCCGGCCUGCUCGACCGCCGCGCCGGCGGCGGCGUCAAGGUCCACCUCGUCUACGGCGACCGCGACCCGUCGUGCAACUGGGCCGGCGGCGAGAAGGUCAGCCUCGCCGUGCCCUGGUCUCGGCGCGACGUCUUCGCGGCGGCCGGGUAUGCGCCCCUGGUCGUCGUCUCCGGCAAGGGCGGCGGCGACGGCGGCAACACCGGAGGCGGCAACACCGGAGGCGGGGAAGAGGAGGUAGUAGUGGUGAGAGGGCUGACGAGACAGGUGGGCCGGUUCAGCUUCACGCGGGUGUUCCAGGCCGGGCACGAGGUGCCCUCGUACCAGCCCCAGGCCGGGUACGAGAUCUUCCGGCGGGCCAUGGCCGGGCUGGACCUGCCGACGGGGAGGGUCCGGGCCGGGGAUGACUUCGUCACCGCCGGGCUGCGGGACGCCUGGGCGGUCAAGAACGCGGCGCCCGACAUGGUGGAGCCGAGGUGCUACGUGCUCAAGCCCGAGUCCUGCGAGCCCGAGGUCUGGAAGACGGUGGUAGACGGUACGGCCAUCGUGAAGGACUGGUUCGUCGUCGGGAGCACGGGAGGAGAGGGGCGCGGGGUCGAAGGGGGCAUCGACGGCGAUGAGCUGUGAUUCGGCCCCCCUCCCAAAAAAAACAUAUGCUUGAUGGGGCCAACAUGGAGAGCCCGAAUGAUGGCGACUCGUCUCGCCGUCGCAGGGCAUUAUAAUCCACUGCCGCUAGAGACAUGUAUUUCUGCUCAUUUGUGUGGCAGCAGCAUCGCCCCUUGUAUGUAGUCUCGCAAGCAAGCCAGCCCGAAAAGGCCACCCGUUGAUGGCCCAGAAGCGAAAUGCCCAUCAGACAAAGUUCUUGUUCCCUCUCGCCGCCGGAGUGCGGCUCCCGUUUGGCGAUCCAGAU